CACUGUAGAUGCAUCCUUUCUAAUGUGGAAGCUUUGCUGACGUAGUGGUAGAGCUGAAUUUGUUUUGUAACUUAUUUGCUUUAUAUUGAAAUCUAACACCAAAGUAAAGAUCAGACAGAGCAGUCGAUGGAUUUACUAGGAGGAGCGUUGGCUGGCGUUGCAGCUGUUACAUUUGGCCCGUCUCUAUUAGGUUUUACUGGAACUGGAAUUGCAUCUGGAUCCAUUGCAGCCAAACUCAUGUCGGUUACAGUCUGGGCUAACGGAGGAAUUGCAGCUGGAAGUGUUGUUGCUCUACUGCAAUCGGUAGGGGCUGUUGGACUAAGUCUGAAAGGCAAAGCUCUUGCUGCCGCUGGAGGCGCUGCAGUUGUACGAGGUGGAAAUAUUCUCUGGCAACAUGUACUGGAAGGAAGGAGGGGAGGACAUGAGGACCAAGGGGAGGAUGAAGAGGAACAAGAAGAUAAUGAGAAAGAAGAGAAGAAGGGAAAGCAGAAAAGGAACCGUACCUUUGAAGAAGGCAGAGUGGGAAGACCCAAAUUAAAAAUAUGCUGAUCAUAGGUCUGUUAGCAUAAGAAUACCAGACGUGUGUGAUUAAAGUUACUAACAAAAGAUUAAAGCCUUGUAAAAUAUGUUGCCACCGGUACUACUGUUAGAAAUAUACAGUAGGCCUGAAACCGUCUCGGCCGGCAUUAAGCUACAUUUACCAUACUCGCGCGAAUAACCACCCCGUUUGAAUAAGCGCCCCUCGAUUCCUAAAAAAAAAUUCAAUCAUACAGUACAGUACAGUACAUCACCAACCUUAUUUUUGCAUCAACUAUUCGCAUCUAUCUUAGCAUUGUCGGUCGGUCAGUCCAGCUAUCCAUCAGUCCAUUAAGUAUAACAUGAUUUUCAGUUUUGAUGUAUCUUUAGAAUCCCGUACUUGUUUUAUUGCUACCAUUUUUUGAUUUAGAACUACUAGUAUUUAAUAGGCCUAUCUAAAAAUGAAAAUACUGUUCGGCCAUUUUCAGUCAACAAAAAUUAACUGACUUCAUCACUCUCGUAUCUAAGCAAGAAACCCUGCAAUGAUCCUGCUAAUCUGAAUUGGCAGAUCGCCAACACCUUACUACCACCACCAACACCACCACUAAUUUCAUCUGCUGUUGAAUCGUCAAGAGAGCCAUGCUCUCUUGACGAUUACCUUUUCUUCAGCAAAACCAUUCGCUUAUCUUCGAUUAAAAUAUGAAGUGCCCCUUGAAUUUUCCAAUUUCCCAUAAGCACUCCUUCAAUUUUCAUCUAUUUCCAUAAGCGUCCCCUUAAUUUCUGUUUUUCUGUUUUUAUAGCGCCCCGUUUGAAUAAGCGCUCCUCAAAAAGAGCCAAAAUAUUUUAAGUGCCCUUUGCGCUUAUUCGCGAGAGUCGGUACACUUGACACGAUACAAAUGCGCUCAAUGUUGAAGAUAGAUAUGUCGUUGCCGGGUCGUUAUCGUCUAGUGAUAAGGCUAUAAUCACGACUUUGGUCAAAAUGAUAGUCUCAGGCACUUGUCUCUUAUUUAUAGGCGUUGGACCUUUCCAGUUGCCAUCACAGUAUGCUAUACCGUACUUUAUAUUAAUUCCUCGUCCUAUUUUACUCCAACGAUUAUUAUACCACUUUUCAAAAUUGAAAUUCCUCAUCUGACGUAAAAGCUCUCAUAUUAGGACCUACCUACUGUAAACCUAUUAACUUCAGGGGCCAAAAAGCGUUCCCUAAUGUACCGGUAGGAUUGUUCCCUGAAUUAACAUUUAAAACAACAAAAAUUAUACAUUGCUUCUUAAUGAAAAUGAUAUGAAUAAAUAAUGAGAUGUUAUCAUUUUAGUUACAAUACUGUUUUGAGCUUUUGCAUGCACAAGAUACAAUAGAAUGAAUAGUGAGUACCGUUAAGCUGUUGAGUUUGAUAGUCAGGGACUUUAGAAAUAUUAGGGUGCAGGUUAUGGAUUGGAAUUCGAUGACAGCGAUUAGGAAAAAGAAAAUAAUCAAUAUUGACUAAGGGCCAAAAUAAUUUAUGAUGGUUGUGAUUGAUUUGUAAAAGUACAGUAACAGUAAUAAUUCCAUUAAAUCAUUGGACAUUCUAACUGGAGUGUUGUGAAGAAUGUUGGAUAUAGUAGGUGAAUAACCAUCGAUAUUCAUUUUAAGGAUCAGGAAAAAACUCUUGAUGUUAAGUUUAUUGGUCAAAAGUUUUCAAAAUUUAAAUUUGAAUGAAAUACUGUUUUUUUUUUCACUUGUGUGGUAGGAUAUAAAUAAGAGUAUUUUGACGUUUGUAGUCUACUGUAAUUGUAAGAUGUUACCUGU
Anneissia japonica is the source of this 2299-nucleotide messenger RNA. RefSeq names its product interferon alpha-inducible protein 27-like protein 2A. Gene Ontology annotation, cellular component: membrane; mitochondrion. Gene Ontology annotation, biological process: apoptotic signaling pathway. Lineage: Eukaryota; Metazoa; Echinodermata; Crinoidea; Comatulida; Comatulidae. The transcript has 2 exons. The coding region runs from base 127 to 549 and encodes 140 amino acids. The record is from RefSeq and is a predicted model, not a curated record.